This is a messenger RNA of Akanthomyces muscarius, 609 nucleotides long. RefSeq lists its product as uncharacterized. Gene Ontology annotation, biological process: tetrahydrobiopterin biosynthetic process. Gene Ontology annotation, molecular function: 4-alpha-hydroxytetrahydrobiopterin dehydratase activity. The transcript has 3 exons. The coding region runs from base 1 to 609 and encodes 202 amino acids. The record is from RefSeq and is a predicted model, not a curated record. Lineage: Eukaryota; Fungi; Ascomycota; Sordariomycetes; Hypocreales; Cordycipitaceae.
AUGCUGCGAACCGUUGCGCGCCAUCACCAUCAUCGCAUACUGAGGACCGCAAGAGCCGCAACGACUGCUCUCACCACAAGCACCGCUACAAGACCUACCACAGUCGCCGCCGCCGCCGCCGCCAUGCCCUCCGAGGUCGCCAACGCGUCGCCCUUUUUCGGCGCCGUCGGCAGCUUCUCGACCAUGCCCAUGCCGCCGUCCUUUGCGGCCGGCACGGACAAGAACGCCGCCACCGAGGCGCUCCGGCCGCUCGUCACACCCGAGGCCGGCGGCCGGUGGACGCUGACGGCGGAUGGCUACGGUAUUGAGCGCAGCUUCAAAUUUGCCACCUUUAAUAAGACCUGGGAGUUUAUGAAUGCCGUCGCUGCAGAGGCCAAGAAGAACAAGCAUCACCCGGAGUGGUCCAAUGUAUACAACACCACAUUCAUCCGCUGGACGACGCACAGCCCCAAGGGUUUGUCGAUCCAGGAUCUGGACAUGGCCGUUACCUGCGACUUUCUGGCCCAGCACUUUGGCGAGGUCGAGGCUGACCAGACGAGCUGUGGCCUCGGCAGCCUGGCUGACACGGCUGCUGCUUCGACUGGAGACUGCUGCGCACCCAAAAAGUAA